GGCGCAUACCCACUCUGGGGGAUUGGCCAAGAAGCUGGCGGUUUUUCGUAUGCUUAGAAGUAAAGCCAAACUAGAUUUAAAUUGUGGAGCGUGAGACUAGAACUGUAAUUUAGACGUGUGAUGAAAAUAUUGUUAAGAAUUUUGAUAAAAUAAGCUAACGUAAAUAAAUGAAAUAAUAGAAAAUAUUGAUAAUUUUAGAAAGUCAGCAAGGUACUCUUUUUGUAUCUCUAAUGAAAUUGUAAAUUGCAAAAAAAAAAAAGCAUCCCUGUGGCUGGAUCCCAGUGAGGUCGCACCAAAAGAAAGAAUGGUUGGUGAGGUUAGCGAUAGCCCAAGUUUGGUGAAUGAGUGUGCUAAUAGUUUUCUUUUUCUUAUAAAGCGGCGGCAGGAGAGAAAAUAAUGUUCGAUAGUUUCAGGUGCACUGCAAAAAGAACAUAGAGGGGACAUAGCGAGACCAGACCUGUGUAAGUAAAAAUUUAUAGGAGGUAUACGACAUCUCAAUUUGGUAAAAGAAGCUUCCAAUUGUCUUGAAGGACACCAAUUAUUAUUCCAUGGGAAGCCAAGAUGGUGGAAAUCAGCACUUGAACCGCAUUUCAGCUUCGUCUUCGCAAGUGUGGGAAUUGGGCAUGGUAAUUCGUUGACAAGAGGCUCGCGCUUGUAAGCGACGCGCAUGCUGGAAGAAGAAGAAGCUUGGAGAAUGAAGCCGACUUCAAAGAAAACCGCGGAGUUGCCGAAUUUCGUUGGCGAUGAGCGAGACGGCGCGAUUAGCGACACGUCAGGAACUUCGACGAGCCCAAUUACCCGGCGGAGCCCGCGGAGUCCGCAGAGCCCGCAGAGCCCAGCGUACACACAAACCACAAACGAGAAGACACCGGUUUCACGACGCACCCAAGCCAGGAUCAACAUCAAGGUUCAAAGCCCAGUACAAAGGUCCGAAGGGCGUAGGGCUGUAAAACGAGCACAUCGGCCAGAGUCCGCAGUCCCGGAGCUUCUAACGCCGCCGGUUCAGGUGCGGCAGUCGCAACCGACAGGACCUGGCCGAGAAGAUGGAACACCCAGCUUUGACAGCAGCGAUGCAACGUCACGGGCCGCUCAACGUGUUGGACACAGUUUCUGGUCGUUCGUGCUCAUUACGGGCUGUGUCACGCUGCUGAUACCGAUCUCCUUUCUGCUGCUGCCAUACAUCACUCGCCGCAAGGACCCUCGCUGUUCAGGUGGCCGGUGCGGCAACGGGAUCUCGACUACAGUGCGCCCGCCGGACCCCAUGUCCGUCAAACCCGUGGAGUACGAGCAGCCCAGCCGAAUGAGCCAGGAGGAGUUCUGCAGGCAAGAGGUAGAGCCUGAUCCUGGCACCGGGUACAGUGGGCAACUGCCAACGACGCCGGUUUUCAGCAUAGGGGGAAGCAAACGAAUAGCGCUUCGCCACGUUUUGUGCCACCUGGACACACAGUACGGGAGGUCCAAGGCGCCCUACCUUAUUUCACUGCUGCCGACGCCUUUCUGCUCGUCGCUGGUGCUCACCGGAUACGCGGUCGAUGCUCAUAACGUCCACAUCAUCUGGCGGCCCAUAAGUGGCGACCGCUAUCGCCGUAAUUUCCGGACCGCCCGGGAAAAGAAGCAAAUCAUGCACGAUAACGUGGAAAUGAGCGUGUAUUAUACCAUUGGCGGACGACGAGAGGACAGCCGGAACUUGUCCUUGGUCGCCGAAGAUUCCGCCACGCAAGAUCGUUUCGUGAAGAACGUCAAAGGGCAGAUCUACAGAGAUAAUGCGGGCAUACACAUCGACUGGAACUACCCGGGCGGCGGAUGUAGUGUCCGUGGUUCCGCAAGGGACUUCUUGCAGAUCAUCGAGAAGAUGCACCGCGCCAACAUAUCACUCAUGAUCAGCGUACCACCGGACGAGAGCCGGAUACAGUUAUACCACCUCAGUUACACGGCGACCCUGGUGCAGUUCGUGAUUGUGAAGACACACACACUCGUCAGACCCGGCAUUGUCACCUGCAACGGGGAGCGCGUGUCCGCUGCCAGAAUAUUCAACAAGGUCAUCGAGCCUAUAAGCACAACUUUGAGACACAAGUUCGGAUACAGCAUGUCCGUGGCUCCCGAAACGUUCACCGCGGAGGAGGACAGCAUGUGGGUGCCCUCGUCCGGACCAUCGACGUGGGAGAAUUACACACUGCAGCUGGGGAAGACGCACAUGGCUGCAGUGUGCCAGCAGGCGCCUCGUUAUUACGGCACCGAGGAGGAAUGCUUCUUCACGUCGCAAACCGACGACAAUGUCACUUUUCGCAUUGCGACCCUGCUUACCCCCUCUGCAGUCAGGGAGCGCAUAAAAAGAUCCUACGAUGAGGGCAUGGGCAUUGCGCCUGUAAUGGUGUACGACAUCGACUUGGACGACUUCGAAGGAAGCUGCAGCAACGGCACGCAUUUGUCGCCCAUCAUUGAAGAACUGGCUGUGUCCUCCUAUUGACCACCCCAGCGAUGCUGGACCUUUGACCAGUCUGCCACGAAAUAGUCACUACUGUCUUAUCAAACAAAAGCUCCAAAUAAAUGUAUA
Dermacentor andersoni is the source of this 2554-nucleotide messenger RNA. RefSeq lists its product as uncharacterized. The record is from RefSeq and is a predicted model, not a curated record. Gene Ontology annotation, biological process: carbohydrate metabolic process. Lineage: Eukaryota; Metazoa; Arthropoda; Arachnida; Ixodida; Ixodidae.